Colletotrichum acutatum is the source of this 1383-nucleotide messenger RNA. RefSeq lists its product as uncharacterized. The record is from RefSeq and is a predicted model, not a curated record. The transcript has a single exon. Bases 279 to 1079 code for a protein of 266 amino acids. NCBI's taxonomy places the organism in Eukaryota, Fungi, Ascomycota, Sordariomycetes, Glomerellales, Glomerellaceae.
GUCUGAGCAAGUCACAAUUCGAGGUUCUGUGGUGUUCUUUCCUCAAAGCAGGGGGUCUGCGUCAGAAUUCGUUGGCAUAUAUCGAGAGAAAACUGCUGCCUCCUUCCGAUCUGGAGACAGUUGGCUGUAAAUCACUCACAUCACAUUACGAGAAAGCCACACAUUCACUGCAAGGAACCCAAAUCCACGAUCAACAACCAACCCAAGAGAUACUCGUCCAAGGUACCCAACCCCAUCUUCCACCAAAGAAUUUACAGAAACCACAGAAAAGCCCAGCCAUGUGCAUGAAAGUCUUCGCCCUCCAACGCUGCCUCAGCCCCGAAAACGGCGGCUGCGGCAGCUACUUUGCAGACUACCUCGAGCAGCGCGAAUGCAACCACAUGGCCUUCCCCGGCCUCCCGCAACACAACUGCCGCGCCGUCUGGGCCGGCUUCGAAGACGAGCGCAGCUCCAAAGCCAUCCACCGCGACGAGUACGCCAAGCGCGCCCACAAGCUCUGCGCGGACUGCCGCGUCCGGCACCGGCUCACCUACCUCGACAGCGAGGCGCAGGCGGAACGUCGGGGCGAGUACUCGGAUCGUAUGAAGACGAUCAUCGAGGAUCUGACGCGGCGCGCGGAUCUGGGACAGAUGGAGUUUAUGAACCGGGUGUACCGCGAUAUGUGGGAUGCUGCGCUGGGGUAUGUUCAGGGGAUGGCGAAGACGACGGAUGGGGUGUGGGAUGGGAUUGAGGCAGCGCUACGACGGCACUUUGGGGAUAACGGGAUGGAGAUGAUCGUGGUCGGACACCUGGUCCAGGACUUGAAGAGUGCGAAGAAGGAGCUGCUUGAGCAAGUGAUGACUUCGACAAGGGAGAUGGCCACGGCGCUGGUUGGACCGAAUAUGGAUUUCCAGCAGGAUCUGGAAGCUGGUGGGUUUAGGAACGAAGGGUACAUCAAUGAGGAGUGGAAGUUGCAGAGGAAAACGGCUGUUGAUGCUUCGAGGGCGAAAGCCGAAGCUGGGGACCUCGAAAGUGACGACGAGAUGGGGCGAGACUAUGGUUUGUCUGGACCGGUUGGACAGGUAUAUAAGCAGGCCUAAGUCCCCAAGGUGAGUGUAAAUAGAAUCCUCAGUGACGGGCUUACCUCUAUAGCUCGACAAAACUUUGCCUUCAAGAGAGAACUGUGAUGCUCAGAGCUGUUGCUUUCAGUUGAUGAUAUCCUGAUCACCACAUUUCAAGAUGUGAUCUGACAAUGUACCAAGCCAUUUUGAUCAUGUGCUUUUGAGUAGGCCCAAGUCUAUCGGCUAGGUUUUCGUUGAACAGGACCAUUCAACGCUCCGGAUCUGGACCGGAGCGCCCCGCCUGGAGCAUGCCCGCUCGGUGGGGCCAGCGGAUCUCGACUCA